AUCAUGUGGCGGGGCGAGCAAACGGACACCGAUGGGCACCUUAGCCGCGGCGAUUCCCGCGACGACGACGGCGUCCAGGCACGCCGGCGGAAGACGACACCGCCGCCGCGGCUCCGUCGCCGUGCGCUGCUCGUCCGCGGCCGACGAGCGGCAGGCCCUCUUCAGCCGCAUCGCCCCCGUCUACGACCAUCUCAACGACGUGCUCAGCCUGGGGCAGCACCGGACGUGGAAGCGCAUCUGCGUCUCUUGGUCAAUGGCGAAGAGAGGGGAUCGGGUUCUUGAUCUCUGCUGCGGGAGCGGCGAUUUGGCGUUCCUUCUGUCUCAGAAGGUCGGCCUAGACGGAGAGGUGAUGGGUGUGGAUUUCUCAGGGCAGCAGCUGCAAACUGCUGCUAGCCGUCAGGACCAACGCUGGAAGGCUUGCUACAAGAACAUCAAAUGGAUCGAGGGCGAUGCACUUGAUUUACCUUUCACGGACCGUUACUUUGAUGCUGUUACGGUUGGCUAUGGAUUGCGCAAUGUGGUUGACAGACCCAAAGCAAUGCGAGAGAUCCUUAGAGUCCUAAAACCAGGAUCACGAGCAUCUGUUCUGGAUUUUAACAAGAGCUCAUCAUUUUUCACGGCAUCCUUACAGAGUUGGGCGAUUGAUAAUGUCGUGGUUCCUCUGGCUAGUAGCUAUGGACUUACUGAAGAGUACAAGUACUUGAAAAGUUCGAUAUCACAGUAUCUUACAGGAGAGGAGUUGGAGAAGUUAGCCAAGGAAGCAGGGUUUUCCUCAGCCAAGCACUAUGAACUUGGUGGAGGGCUCAUGGGAAACCUAGUAGCAACGCGCUGACUAGAAAUGUAGCGAUGAACGGUGAUCUGUAUGAAUUAUCUGAAUUUUAAUUUAAAUAAUUAAUUUUCCUCUGCAUUACCGAAUAUGCAGUUUGGCUGA
Triticum dicoccoides is the source of this 931-nucleotide messenger RNA. RefSeq names its product 2-phytyl-1,4-beta-naphthoquinone methyltransferase, chloroplastic-like. Gene Ontology annotation, biological process: phylloquinone biosynthetic process. Gene Ontology annotation, molecular function: 2-phytyl-1,4-naphthoquinone methyltransferase activity. Bases 32 to 832 code for a protein of 266 amino acids. The record is from RefSeq and is a predicted model, not a curated record. The transcript has 8 exons. NCBI's taxonomy places the organism in Eukaryota, Viridiplantae, Streptophyta, Magnoliopsida, Poales, Poaceae.